Striga hermonthica is the source of this 2217-nucleotide messenger RNA. NCBI's taxonomy places the organism in Eukaryota, Viridiplantae, Streptophyta, Magnoliopsida, Lamiales, Orobanchaceae. The record is from the annotation of a GenBank genome assembly.
AUGGCGGCUUCGUGCAUGAAAAUAGCCGUCUCGGAUUUUUACGAGUCGCGUUCGGACUAUAGGACGAGGCUCAAGCUGCACGUUAAGACUGUGGAUAGUGUGGUUGAUGCUAAUUUUGCAGCUGUGGAGCUACUGAAGAAGGAACAAGUAGACGGGAUUAUAGGGCCACAAGAAUCAACACAAGAAACAUUCUUUGCAGAGCUCGCCCAAAAAAUCCGUGUCCCCACAAUAUCCUUCACCUCCACUUUACCCAACAACAAUUACUUUUUCCGAGUUCUUGGGGUGCGGCCCCACAUCCCGCGCUCGGAGGCCCUCCAAAACUUCCGAGAGAGGUGGAGACGACGGGACGUGAUUGUGGGCCCCACCGCGGAGGAAUUCAACGUGUACGGUCUUUGGGCAUACGAUGCCGUGACUGCGCUCGCUAUGGCGGCCGAGAGGGCCGUUUUGGUAAAUUCUUCGUUCUCGAAUUCCGGUUUUGGCUCGCGAAUUCUUGACCAGCUGGCAAGCGUAGAAUUCCAAGGGUUGAGCGGAGAGUUUAGAUUAGUAGACGGGAAGCUGAGGCCUUCGCCGGUGGAGAUAUUUAACGUGAUCGGGACCGGGGAGAAAACAGUCGGGUAUUGGACGCAAAACGGAGGAUUAGUACGGGAGUUGAUGAGCCCGUUGCGCGAGAAAACUAAUGCUUACUCGACAUCAGCAAAGGAACUAAAAAGCAUCAUGUGGCCUGGAGAUUCGGUCACGCGUCCCAAGGGUUGGGCUAUCCCGAAGCUCAGGGUUGGAGUUCCUUGCAAGCUUGGAUUCACGGAAUUCGUCAAUGUGGCCGUUGACCGGAAAAUGAAUCGUACGAAUGCGACUGGAUUUUCGGUCGACAUUUUCCUGGCCACGCUGGAUCUGCUCCCGUUUCGGGUCGAUUAUGAGUUUUCUUACUAUAACGACACGGAGCACGUCAAUUGGAGUUAUGACGACAUGCUGCACAAGAUACCUCAGGAAUUUGAUAUGGUAGUUGGGGAUACAACGAUUUGGGCUCCGAGAGCGAUAAAUGUUGAUUUUUCGCUCCCGUAUUCUGAAUCAGGAGUCACCCUAGUCGUUAAAAAUCGAAAGCCGUUUGACAUGUGGAUCUUCGUAAGGCCCCUGAGGUGGGACCUUUGGCUAGCAAUCAUUUCAGCUUGUAUUUUAAUGGGAAUUGUACUCCGCAUAUUGGAACACCGUGUGGCUAGGGACAACUCGGAUUCAUUAAGAACACACAAGAAUCGACUCGGGAUGAUCCAUUUGUCUCCGGUGGCAGUUCUUGCUUUUCCUGAAAGGAAUAUGGUUUCGAAUAACUGGUCCUUUCUCGUGUUGGUAUUCUGGCUUUUCACGGCGUUCAUAUUGAUGCAGAGCUACACUGCCAACUUGUCUGCUAUUUUAACAGUCGACCAAUUGAAGUUUGCAUUUUCGGACAAUUAUUACGUUGGUUAUCAGGAAGGUUCUUUCAUGAAGCGAUUUUUGACUCAGCAACUGCAUAUUAGCGAGUCGAGGCUCAGGAGUUACGGGUCGGCCGAGGAAUACCAUAAAGCUAUGUCCUUGGGAAGCAAAAAGGGGGGCAUAGAUGCCGUAUUUGACGAGAUUCCCUACAUGAAGAUUUUGAUCAACAAAUACGAUUCUCUGUACAAGAUGGUCGGGCCAACCUACGUAACCGGUGGAUUCGGCUUUGCCUUUCCUCUGGGCUCUCCUUUAGCAGCACAUUUUUCGAAAGCAAUCCUCGAUGUCACUCAAGGGCCCAACAUGACUGCCAUUGAACAGAAAAAUUUCGGGCCCGGUUACUCUUCACAGGAUCCGCUUUCAUCGACUAUCUCACAAGAAACGUCCAGCCUGUCACUCUAUGAUUUUGCGGGACUCUUCAUAAUCGUGGGAUCCGUAACUCUACUUGCUCUGUUUUGCUCCGAGACAGCAAUAGGAAGGAAAUUGACGCGACAAACAGAGCGUUUUAUCCACCGCUGCUUCUUCUUCAAGGCUCCGAGAGUUAACUCGAUGGAGGAUUCGAGUGUAGAUGGGAAUUCAGCACAUGGUGUUGUUGAUGGCAGUGAACGAGCUCCGGAUAAUGUUGAUACACCAUUUUACGAGGAAGGCUUAGAUACACGUGUUAGUGAGGAGAUUCAAGAAACUGGGUCGACUGGCGAAACUCUUGAAGCUCGGGAUUUAGUGACAAGAGUCGAGAGUAAUGGGGAGAGGACAAUGUAA